AUGUGUCUGGCCAGCCCUCCCCUUCAUUGUCCCCCAUCCAGUCCUCCCCCACGAAGUUGGGGUGUGGGUGAGCUGUAAAUCACAACGCUUCGCAGCAGUCAGACGCGGAUGCAAAGCACCGGACUGCACAUCAUUUCUUUCUUCCCCAUCCUAUGGCGAGGUUGCUGGAAGUCCAAAUGAGGAUCCGAGCUCCUCUGGGGGGCACGGUCAUGUAGCCAGGGGCUGCAUGCGGAGGCUCCGGGCUGCCUGCAACGGCGCGGGCUCCUCCUCGCUGCCCCGACUUCCCCGGCGUCCCGGUGGCUGUCUCAUGCGAAACCCAGCGGCCCAUUUGCGAAGCUCGAGCCCCACACAGUCCAAUGAUUAUUGCUCUUGCACCAGACCCCAGCCACAGGGCAUGGAUAUAUCUGAACUGGAGCUGGUUCAGAUAAUACUUAUCCUGCUGGCGAUGAGCGUCAUGGUGGCCGUCGUCGUGUGCCUUCUCAUGCACUACCGCCUCGUCGCCCUAUCACUCCUCGGCCGGCUGGGCCACGCGCGGGAAGUCCCGACGGCGGAGGUCCGACGGGACGCGAGUGGGUGGCCGGAUGGUGUGCUGAGUCAACAUGGACAAGGCCAGAGCCACACCGCACCAGUCUUGGUGCAGCACCACCACCACCUGUGUCGCCUGCAGCCCACCUACCCCUACAUGCCGCAGGAGACCGUCAACCUGCCCCCCAUGAUCUGCUUGCCCAGCGAGGAGGAAAAGGCACCCCGCUACUUUCGGCAACAUCCGGAGCUGAAGCGCUCCUGCAUUCGGGCGCCGCCUAACCGCAAUGUCCUUAUAGACAAUUAUGUGCACAACGCCGGACCACGGGUGGCCAAACAGGAGUCUGGAAGCGGCGGCGAGAGGUCCGAGAGCCCCCCGCCCUCCUACAGUGUGACUAUAGAGGACCCCUAUUGUAAAAGUACUCCCCCAGGUCCAAAAAGGUUACAGACACAUUGGAGCCCCACUGAAAACACGACCUCCACUGAGGCUGUCCCUCAUAACUCCUCAGUCACUUGAGAGACGCAACCAAACUUUUCCUUUGUGAUAUUUAAAUGCUAUCAAAUGUUUUUUAUGCGGUGCUAAAAAAAAUCUCUUGUGUUUUUGUCUAUUUUUGUAAGCUUUUCCAUGUCUUUCUGCUCUACAUUUGGACUCAGUGCCCUGAUAAACGUUAGUCCUAACUCACAGAAUGUACUGGGCUUUGUAAUGCAAAAAAAAAGCUAGCUGAAGUUGCACAGAGAAUGCUUCUGCUUUUUGAUGAUUUUUCAAGCUGCUAAAGCUUUUUGCUUGCGUCGGAGAGCGUAUAUGUAGACAUUUCUUUUAUCACAUUAUAGACCCAGAGGCAAGUUUCUGUUUUCGUUUCAUACUCACGGCGACAUUGAUGUCACCACCUCAAGCACUUUUGCCUCUGAAUCGACAAAACACGGGAAGGAGGACGACGCAUCCUCCAUAUAAGCCAUGCACAGCAAUAUACUCUUGUCGGUGCAAUUGACUUGAGUUUAAGCUACAAGUAUAGACGCUGAAUUUUGAGAGAAAAAAAUAUCCUUGUCGUUUACAUUUUCAUGUUAUUUAACAAAGAUUUUGUAUUUAUAAGGUGUAGCAGUUUACAAUAAAAGGCUGAAAGUGA
This is a messenger RNA of Syngnathus acus (greater pipefish), 1646 nucleotides long. Its product is annotated as protein TMEPAI-like. Lineage: Eukaryota; Metazoa; Chordata; Actinopteri; Syngnathiformes; Syngnathidae. Gene Ontology annotation, cellular component: early endosome membrane; Golgi membrane. Bases 227 to 1039 code for a protein of 270 amino acids. The transcript has 4 exons. Gene Ontology annotation, biological process: negative regulation of transforming growth factor beta receptor signaling pathway. Gene Ontology annotation, molecular function: R-SMAD binding. The record is from RefSeq and is a predicted model, not a curated record.